Molecule: messenger RNA, 2766 nt
Organism: Cheilinus undulatus (humphead wrasse)
Lineage: Eukaryota; Metazoa; Chordata; Actinopteri; Labriformes; Labridae
Product: zinc finger protein 13-like
Exons: 4
Coding region: 649-2142 (497 amino acids)
Biological process (GO): regulation of transcription by RNA polymerase II
Molecular function (GO): DNA-binding transcription factor activity; RNA polymerase II cis-regulatory region sequence-specific DNA binding
Source: RefSeq, a predicted model, not a curated record
UGCCAACCAGCCAGCAGGACUACAGGGCGCCGCAUCUUUGAAUGCUACUCAAGUGCUCCAUGGAUCUCAUGUAAGCCAGAGGAUAACCUCGUCCGAGCUUUGGCCUCUGACUGUCAGCUGCUUUUACUGACCUAUCUUCUUGGCUUUAACGCCGCAUAUACCCCGCUAGCUUGACAGGCUAGUAGCUACUGCUAAGCUGCGAUGUUUCCCUUGUUAACAUGUUAGCUCACAGCGGUAAUGUCAGCAAACAUUUCGUUUAUCUGAUGAGCAACUGCAUUACCAGCUUUCUUGUUAGUUAGACAUUAACGUUAUACUAGGUAAAGUGGCUCUUACAUUUGCAACCACAUUGUCCUGUGUGUGUAGCAUUAGCAUUCAAGGGGAAAAACACUUGCUACCGCUAUAGUCUUUGCAGAUGGUAACCAUCAUUUCACACCAUUAGAUUUAUCACAUGCUAAUUAGUGCGAUAUCUGAUCGAAAUGGCUAAAACAGCAUUGCUUAGCCUGGCAGCAUCUCACGGCAGUUCAUAGAGGCCACAGCAGAGGACUGUCCAGGAGGAGCCACGCAGUACUCCAUCUGCCUCUGCAGAGCCACAAAGGAAGAAAUAUUGGUAUGAUAAUUCUUGGACAUUAAAAACCGACAGAGAGCACAAUGGAGUCUGUAAGGAGUGCUUUCCACGCACAACUGGCCACCGUCAUGGACUCGCUGCUGGCAGCUGCCGUGUGUGAGAUCGCCAAGAUCUUUGAGAGUAGUCUGUGUGAACAGCAGGCGGAGCUAGCGCAGAAAACUCAGGAGAUCUCCAUCCUCCGAGGAAAGCUGGAGAGGAGGCCGAAGACCAAGGGUGGAGGGAGUGAAGAGGGGGAGAUGUCUUCUGGAGACAAGGAGGGAAGCCUGAGACAGCAGAGCCUGACAGCAUCAGAACUCAAUGUUGGAAAAGAUUCAUCCUCUCAUUCAGACACCACAGAAGGACUCAGUCAGAGCCUCAGUGGUCUUAAAGAGGAGGUCACAUGUCAGGAUGGAGCUUCAGUAAAACUUGAGCGUGCUGGAUCAAGGACCACACAGGGGUCUGUCACCAUCCAGGCGCCUGAGGGGAGCCUUUCUGCUGUGGAUCAGAGGCAGAUAGAUGCUCUGUCUACCACACAAGCCAAAGCAAAAAUGUCUCUUUGGGAACAGAGCAGUCGCAGUGCAGACCAUAGAUCCCAGGAUCAAGUCUCCACCCCUUUUCUCUCUAUUUCUCAAAGCGGGAGAUGCUCCCCCAGGACUGACCCAAACCUAGCUCACCCAGGAGAGUGGUUGCCGGGGCUUGACACUUCGCGAGGUGUAACCAGUCUGGAGAGCGUACAGGCAGAUGGCACCAGCUGCUCUGGCACAGCUAGCAGCAGCGCUGGCACAGAUGCGCACUGCUACAGACCCAGUUUUGGUUCUGAUGAGACUAGCAACGAGGAUGAUGAAAGCUCUUUCCCAUUCAUGGACCAGGAGCCUGAGAACCACAACUCCAAUCAGACAUCAGUCCAGGGUCCAGGUGUGGGGAUAAGGGGGACACGGCAGGUUCAACCGCAGACAGCCUCUGGUGAAUCAUCAUGGAGACCAAGAGACGACAGAGGUGGGAGGGGCCCCAUCAGUCACACUCGGCGGGUUACAUCUUUUACAAAUAGAGACCCACUUAGACCACAGUCCAAUUCACAGUUGCUUGCACUCCGACACUCAAACACUCUGAGUCACCCUGCAGCUCCUAGUGGGGGGAACGGACGACCGUACACAUGCCCAUACUGCACCAAGUGUUUCACCUACCCCUCCCACCAGCGCAGACACCUUUUGCGCCACACAGGAGUCCGAUUGCACCCCUGUCAGUUUUGUGAAAAGAGCUUCCUUACUCCUUCUGAGCUCACCGUGCACACACGAACACACACAGGAGAGCGGCCUUUUGGCUGCGCUCAGUGCGGAAAACGCUUUGCCCGUAGUGGGAAUUUGAGAGCCCACCAACGGGACGUUCACAUGGGGAAGAGACCAUUUGCUUGCACUGAGUGUGGGAAGAGAUUUGCCCACAGGGGGAACCUGAGGGUGCAUAAUCAUAGAGUUCAUCAAGGUGAUCCCUAUUACAUAGAUGAUCAGCAGGAGCCAGAUCUGGGCCAAAAUCCCAUCUGAGGGACUGAAAAAUGAUGGGUCUGCACUUUAAUGAAGUCACAAAAUAAACAGUAGUUUGUACAGGACUGCCUUUUGUGUCACACAGAAACUCUUUCCUGAACACUUAAAUUUUGAAGAAAUCAGUUUUGUUUGAUUUUAUUAAAUUGUUUUGUGAGGCAGUGUUUAAAUUCAACACUAUUGAAGUUUAUUAUUUGUUAUUAAUGAGGUAAAUGGUCAAAGUAAAAGUCAACUUCAGUGUCUUUGGUUUUUUUUUUUCAAAUGCAAUGUCACACAAAAAAGAGCACUUUUUAAUUUUCCAAAAAUGCCAGAGUAAUUAUUUCCUCAGUGACUUCCCAUUCAUGAUGUUUCCCUGUCAGUCAGAGCUAUCCAACAGAUUUAAGUACUUUCAAAAUAGAUUUAAUUUAAGUUAAAGAAAUACAAAAUAAUAAAGACGGUUUAGACUUUCUUAGAUUUAGACACAUGGCAUGCAGAGGUAGGAUAGCGUGUCUCUUCCUUCACAAUGUGCUGCACCUCUCAAACUUUUGUUUUGUGCUGUCAAAUGGGACGCUUUUCUCACAAAGUACGUAACCACAUUGUUAGAGAAGUACUGUGCUUUUAUUUACCAUCUGUCUUUGCAAAGUGACA